Molecule: messenger RNA, 942 nt
Organism: Stegodyphus dumicola
Lineage: Eukaryota; Metazoa; Arthropoda; Arachnida; Araneae; Eresidae
Source: RefSeq, a predicted model, not a curated record
AUGCGAUCAACAACCUCGUUAAGAUGGGGUAUCCCAUGUAACUUGCUUAGAAUAUGGUACAAGACAGUAGUGGAAAGAAUUAUUCCAUAUGCCGUUGCUAUUUGGGGAACUAACAUCUCUUCCCAAAUGAGACGUUCACUACUCUCCAUACAGCGACACCAGCUUCUUCUCAUUUGCAAGGCUUAUCGUACCACGUCCACGGCAGCCUUACAAAUUAUCGCAGGCACGCCGCCACUGGACUUGUUAAUUGAACGAGAGGCUGCAGUGGUUAACGUAAGCAGACUACGACACACCAUGAGUCUCUGGGGACAAAUUUAUAUCCAUAUUGAUUAUGAGCAUCACAUACCGCAAGCUACCUGCCACCCUGCUAAAAAUAACCUUGUGGACAAUAUCUACUUUAAUAGAACACGGGACUUGGGAUUUGCAAAUGGUGUUUUCACUGAUGGCUCUAAAACGUCAGGGGGCACGGGAAGCGGAUUCUGUAUACUAUCUGGAGGAGCUUUAACGUAUGAGUGGAAAAGAAAGCUCGCUACUGAAAACUCUGUCUUUCAGGCGGAGCUCAUAGCAAUCAGAGCAGCUCUUCUCCACCUUAAGAAUAAUCCCACAGUGCCCAAUAUCAUCUACACAGACUCAGCCUCAAGCCUCGCUGCGAUAGCUGGAAUUCGUUCUCGCAGUCCUAUUGUCAGCAGCAUUAGAGACAUUCUAACACACAUGCCUGCAUCGCAAAGACCCUCACUCAUCUGGGUGCCCGCUCAUACGGGAAUAGAAGGAAAUGAGAGAGCAGAUGUUCUUGCAAAGGAAGCAGCAGAUUCAUCCACUUUGCGAGAAAAUUUUCAGCAGUACAAGAUAAUUGUGAAUGAUGAGAAGUAUCGGGAAGAUCCCACAGAACUUCGAUGUCAACGAUUACGAAGAUUAGUAUUAACAGAAACGAUGGAAUCAUAA